Molecule: messenger RNA, 1466 nt
Organism: Phanerochaete carnosa HHB-10118-sp
Lineage: Eukaryota; Fungi; Basidiomycota; Agaricomycetes; Polyporales; Phanerochaetaceae
Exons: 1
Coding region: 4-1242 (412 amino acids)
Molecular function (GO): protein binding
Source: RefSeq, a predicted model, not a curated record
UUAAUGUUCCGUGCAGACGGGACGAUAUCGAUAUCUGAGCUACUAGCCCGCGAACAGUUCGAAAAGCUAGAACACCGUCUCAUCACCGCCACUGACCUUCGUAAAUGGCCCAAUGCCACCCUUGACGAUGCUGGCACGUCUGCAAUGGCCCCUGUGCAGUUUACCGACGACCCUGACCUAUCGCUCGUCUUGCCAACGAAAUGGCGAUACCUCUGUUUCGACAGCCGACUCACAGCGGACGCCGCACCAUCCAGCGUGCUCGCAUCAUCUCCGAAUGGCGAGCUUUUGGCCGCCACCUCCAGUGAGCUGGAGAUAAUUGUCUGGAGAUUGUCAGACGGAUUGUCAGUUCAGCGAUUAGGUCAUGAAGGCCACACAGAAACUAUCGCUUCCAUCGCCUUCUCUCCGGACGGAGGUAGCCUCAUUUCUGGGUCGGCGGAUAGGACCGCAAUCGUUUGGAGCCUGGAGACUGGGCGAGCACUGCUGCGCCUUGUGGGCCAUCGUGAAACCAUCGAGCAUGUUCAAUACAUCACCCACGGUUUGCGCAUCGUCACCGCCUCCACAGACUCCGCAGUCAAAUUCUGGGACGCCAAAAGCGGCGCGCCUCUUUGUCACUUCCCCCAUGGCGACGAGAUCGAGCGACUGUUGAUCUCCCCAGACGGCUCUCGUUUUGGCGUUCAGAUGAAGCAUUCAGUAGCGCUCUACGACACGGACUCCAUUGUUCAGCUCGCCGUCCUUGAGCCUUCGCACGGUGCCAAGGUGGCGACCAUAGCGUUCUCCGCUAGCGGAGAUCGCUUAUUCAUUGGCGAUCAUCGCGGUGGCGGACGCGUCUGCAACACCGAUAACUGCAAAGAGGUGAUGCAUCUCGAAGAUUUUCCUAGCAAGACCCAGGCUUCUGCCUUUGCGCCGGAUGGCGGUCCUCUCGCCGCUGUCUGGAGUCAAGCGGUGGCCAUCGUCACCAGGGACGGAACGGUCGACUUCAUGUAUCACUUGGAAUCGCUUGGAACUGCGGUAGCAUUCUCUCCUAAUGGCGAAUUCAUCGCCGCAGCCGGAGGUCUCAACGAGGGCGAGGGCGAAAUCCGGGUGUGGAGCACUACGUCGCGACAGCUUAUUGCAGGGUUCACGGCGCCCUCGUCUAACAUCUGGGAUACCAAAUUCUUGCCGGACAGUAGACGGUUGUUGACUUUUGCAAAAGAAGGACCGGCGUGCCUGUGGAAUGUUGGGGAUGCUUUACGCGUACGCUAGCAUUCUGCCGCACCGCUCUCAGACCGCCAGCUGCAAAGAAGUCGUAAAUAAGUGUAGAUAUUCAUGUGCACUCUCACCUGCGUUUCUGAGCAUAUAUACAAGGCUCUGCACUCUGAGCCUGGAAGCGGUCGUUUCAGCCUUGAGAUAUCGAGAACACGCAUCGCACAUGAUCGUGCGAAAGUUAGCGCAAAUGACGCGCGUUUCGCGACGCGCAUCGGUCUCCG